AUGGACGAUAACGGCGCAGCUAAUGGCGAGGGGAAUGCAGAGGGAUGGGGAGGGUGGGGUGCUCUUGUCGAUCCUGCACCCUGGGCGGAGUUUUUGGGUAACGGAUGGAACGACGACGGCGAUGAAGCGGUGGCGGCAGACGGGGGUGUGGAAGAAACGGGCUGGGAUGUCAGUAUUGCAAAUUGGUCACCCGGGCGCACUGGGGUCAUAUUACUCGACCUCAUGCCGCUUAUCCUGGCGUUCCUCGCGCCGGGUACUCUGGACGUAAACGCGUAUGCCUACUCGUCCGAGCACGACGUCUCGGUUCUGCUCUGGACGGUAUAUUCGUUGCUGUUAAGUUCUCGAGCGUGGUAUCUCUGCGCGCGCGGCUGUCGGGAGCUUUGGGCUGGGUUACUCCCGUUCUUUCCGUUGGGUUCUCGCAGUCGUAAUCGUAUACGACUCCGAGCAGGAACUGAGCCUCUCCGGCUGAUAUACGAUUCGUGGUCUUGGGCCGGGCGACAGGUGGAACAGCAAUUCGGCCAAGUCGGUGCAUUAUACGCUGGACGGCGUACCACCUGGAGAGACUGGAGUAGUGUGCUGGCGGAGGUCGGCGUAAUGCCACUGCUCACCGUGCUCUAUCUUUGCCCGAGCCUCUAUCAUGCCGAGAUCGGCGAAUUUCUUAUGCCGGCAGGUGUACUCGAUGCGCCGCUGUUGCUGCUCUGCGAAAUAUCGACUCCGCUGUUGAUCAAUGCCCCGAACCUUGUCCGGCUUGUCGUGCACCACUGCACCGGUGAUCAGCUCAUUGAGAUAUUCGCCCGGCUUCAUGCGCUCGAAAUUCUGGAGAUACGCCGGCCGCGGGGACCUCGCAUUCAGUGGAACGACGUCCUGGGCUCGCGCACUUGGCCACGUCUCAAGUCCCUCACCAUCUGGUGCUCUCUAUGGGACAGCUUACGGCUACCAACGGACGUGCUGGUCGCGACUAUGCACAGGCUCACGCAUCUAGACAUCGCCGGCCCUCUUCUCUUGGAUGCGCCGAACGUGAUCGAUGCCCGCAUCCUGCACGUCACACCCGCCGAACUUGUACGCAUGCUCGCGCCGCUGCGGCGAUUGCUUCGUCUCAGUGUCCCCCACUUUCGGUCUUCAAGUCAUGCUGCUUCCGGCCCUCAACCGUCGAUUGGCGCCGUACACUUUCACAAUCUGCAGGAGGUCAGCAUGGUCAGCGAUGCGCAGGGCAGUGCGCUGGACUUUGCGCGCGCGUUAACCGCACCAGUCAUGACGCGCUUCCAUUUUUUGUGCAAUAUGUUGGCCCCUCCCGAGCGUGCCUGUCUUCCCGGUGUUAUCGCGGACUUGCGGGAAGCCCUGGAUGAUCAAACGCUUAAUUGGUCGCAGCUGGUUCAGAGGAUGCAUCGCGCGCAGGAUGUUCUUCUGAACGCCGAUUUCGCGGACCUCGGAGAAGUUCGACGCUUGGCCUUUUGGCCAACGAUUGGCAAUCCGACGCCCGCUCCUCUGAGUUUGACCUCCGCUCGGAGGGCUUGUACUAGGAUGUGGCAGCAAGUGGUGGCCGCGUUUCAGGGUCCGGAACCUGUGCAUGGCGGCGAGCACCUGCGAGACGUCGUGAUGGCGAUCGUAACGGCGAUGCAGGUGGCAACGACUGAGAUGUCCGUGAACCUAUCAGUACGGCGCGACCUAUCAACGCUGGUCUUUGACUUGGAGGUACGCGAUGAGAGGGAUCUAUCCCGGCAGGUUGUUGUGGAGAUGGGCCAGCCUGGAUUCGAGUGGCGUACGCAGGCGUUUAAGUCCAAUUGUCGCAACAGUCUUGCUUCUGGGUCGGCAAGGUUGCUAGAAGGACUUACGGAGCUACCGGUCACUGCCCUGCGCAUAGUCAACUCGCGGGAGGACGUUUUUGACCACACGACCGCAGACGACGACUGGGAGCCUCGCGAUGUCGAUCACUUGAACGCCACGCUGCGACGGUUCCGCGGCGUGAAGGAGUUGACGCUCGUACUGGUCGACGCCACGCCCGCGCGGACUAUACUCGACUUCCUCUCGAACCCGCAAGUUCUGCACGCGCUACAGGCGCUACAUAUUGAGCCUGGCCAGCCUAUUCUGCGCGUGGUACCGAUCCCCGUCCCGGCCGGCGCCCCAGAAGCAACGUCCGAAGCGGAUUUGGAGGCCGAAUGGGGUCCCGCGCCGGGCGCAGGCGCAGACGCACGUUUGGUGAACGACAACGCGUGUCAUCUGCAGUCCAGGCUGAACUGGUGGGUGGCCCUGGGAACCGCGUUGAAAAAACGAGUGGCAGAAGGCGGGCACCCUUUACACCUGCGCACCAGUAGGUUCUGCUGCGUCGAGAGUUCUUGGGCUGGCCGGGCGACACAUGGGGGCGUCGCCGGGCUCGAGCAAGAAAUUUCGUGUCGUACAGAGCUGAGGCAGGGCUGUGUGGGGUGCGUCGUAGGCAGGGCUGUCUGGCGUGCGUCUUGA
Molecule: messenger RNA, 2457 nt
Organism: Peniophora sp. CBMAI 1063
Lineage: Eukaryota; Fungi; Basidiomycota; Agaricomycetes; Russulales; Peniophoraceae
Source: the annotation of a GenBank genome assembly